AUGAAUCACGAUCCUUUGCACUGGGGUAGACCUUCUGAUAAUGAGUAUGGUCCGUAUGACUUUGAAAUCGCCAAUGCCACAAAUGCGGCAAAGCCUUGCAAAAAGAAUGAGAUAAAUGAAUUUCCCCAAAUGCACACACAGUCGCCAAUGGUUACGGGUGCAUCUGUUAUUGCAGUGAAAUUCAAUGAUGGUAUUGUUAUGGCAACCGACAAACUAGGAUCAUAUGGUUCUCUAUUGCGAUUUGAUAAUAUGGAAAGAAUGGUUCAAGUUGGAGGCUCUACUGUGGUCGGUGUGUCUGGGGAUAUCAGCGAUUUCCAGUAUUUGAAAAAGAUUUUGGAUGAGCUAGAGAUCGAGGAUGGUUAUGAUAUGGAGCAAGAUAAUCUCAAGGCAUCGCAUGUUCAUGAGUAUCUUAGAAGGGUGUUUUAUAACAGAAGAUCUAAAAUGAAUCCACUUUGGAAUGCUUGUGUUGUGGCCGGUUUUGAUGAGAAGGGGGAAACUGUUUUAAAGUAUGUUAAUCUUUUGGGUGUCUCAUACUCCUCACCUUGUAUAGCAACCGGUUUUGGAUCUUACAUGGGAGUUCCAUUACUUAGACAGAAGGUUGAUUCCGAGGAUGAUGUGAAAAAUCUUGAUAAAAAAAGUGCCAUAAAACUUAUUAAAGAAUGUAUGAGAAUACUUUUCUACAGAGAUGCAAGAUCGUGGAAUAAGUUUGACAUGUGCGUUCUCAACAAGUCUACCAAAAAAAUUGAAUUCCAGUAUGGCCUUCAAUGUGAUGGAAUGAAUUGGAAUUUCGCAAAAGAUAUCAAGGGCUAUGGAUUGGAACAACAAUAA
Messenger RNA from Brettanomyces bruxellensis, 828 nucleotides. RefSeq lists its product as uncharacterized. Gene Ontology annotation, cellular component: proteasome core complex. Bases 1 to 828 code for a protein of 275 amino acids. The transcript has a single exon. The record is from RefSeq and is a predicted model, not a curated record. Lineage: Eukaryota; Fungi; Ascomycota; Pichiomycetes; Pichiales; Pichiaceae.